This is a messenger RNA of Giardia duodenalis, 276 nucleotides long. RefSeq lists its product as uncharacterized. Bases 1 to 276 code for a protein of 91 amino acids. The transcript has a single exon. The record is from RefSeq and is a predicted model, not a curated record. Lineage: Eukaryota; Fornicata; Diplomonadida; Hexamitidae.
AUGCCGCCAUUCAUUAUCCAGCAGACCAAAAAGGAGGCUUCUGCCCCAAAGCCGGACAUGUUGGUACAGAUUCGGGGAACACCAAGGGAUGACGACAUCGUUAUUAACGGACAGGUGUAUCGCUUUCUAAAACCGAGCGAUUACUCUUGCGCCGUUGAAAAUCAGGAGGUGACACGCUCGUGGGCAAUUCCGGUUUACCCCUCUCGUAGCUGUAAGGAUGUCAGCAUCCCAGAGCUUUAUAAUCUACUGCAGGAUAGUGAGUACCAAUCUUUAUAG